AUGCCCGAUCUCAUGAGCCUCAGCGACGAGAUCAUUGACCGUAUCGGCUACUUGCUUCAUCAAGACAAUUUCAUCCCCUUUCCAAGUUUCAACCCAUCUUGGGCCAACUUUGCUCUCGAGAUCAACCCUACAGUGGCAUCAGAUUACCUCGCUUUCAGAAGUACAUGCAAGAGGAUCUUUCAUAUAUGUGGACUCAAGGGAUUACAUAUCAGGCUGGAUCGUUGGGGCAAGUUACUCAAAUGGUUGGUGUAUGCACCGGAUCAAGUGAAGAGGGGUGUUAGAAGGAUGUCAAUUGAUAUAACCCACAAGCGGGGACGGUCAAUUAUAUCAGCAUGGACAACCCUCAUUACUUUUCUUCAGACCUUCCCAUCACUCCAAGAAUUGAUUAUUAUCGAUACUCCCCUUUGUCGACAUCAUGAUAAUACCACCAGCAUUCGAGAUUUACAUCAUCUCACCCCCCUGUGUUUUCUUCAAUUGUCGUCGCUCUCCUUCGAGAUGGAGUGCCGCGAGUGUUCGAUCCACAUGCCGGAGUUGGUUCUAGAGUGCGCACCAUACGUGAGACAUCUCAAAACAAUCGAUUCGACUCAACUGUCAAUUGUACUAGAAGCUAUGGACGAUACUCAUCCGGAUGAUACACGACCUAGAUUCCUAUGCAUCAAGCUAUUCGAAGACACUUCAAAGCUUGAUAUGGUACUUCAGACCAUAGGUGGAUGUUAUCCUCAAGUUACCCAUUUGCAUCUGUCUAUGCACGAAGUGGCUAAACCACACGUCUUCACACCUUGCGCUUAUAUCAGUGAUUUGGGAAGUUUCUCGGAAGUGGAGGAAGUGAAGAUUGGACUAGUCACCAAAUCCGAAGUCGAACAGAUUCUCAUGGGUCAUCAGGUAGAGCCAGAUGAGAAGGCUUUGAUGAUGCUUAAUCGAAGUCUAUCUCGUAUGGUCAAAUUACGAGAUUUGGACUGUGGAAUGAUGUUCCUGGACCGUAAUGGGCACCGUCCGAUUGCGCGUCCUCUGGCACAUGAAACAAAAACGUCGUACAUGGAUAGGCAAGCCAAAUCUGAUGAAUACCGCCAACGUCAAAUCCACAAGAUGCAUGCGACAUCCGAUUUCUUCUUCCAUAAUGUCGGAUCGUUUUUGGAGGUGUUCAGCUUCUGGGUAUCGGAUAGGCGAGGCAGACCAAAUUGCUGGAAUAAUUGGCGAAGGGUCCGUACGACCCGCAGUCAUGACGAAGAUGUGGGCGAUUUCUACGAGAGCAAGUGGACGUCAAGUCAUAUCGGUGAAAUCGAUCUAGUAGAAAGUGAAGACGUCUCAAACGAUUCUGAGACUGACGCAUGA
Messenger RNA from Kwoniella botswanensis, 1332 nucleotides. RefSeq lists its product as uncharacterized. The transcript is spliced from 3 exons. The coding region runs from base 1 to 1332 and encodes 443 amino acids. NCBI's taxonomy places the organism in Eukaryota, Fungi, Basidiomycota, Tremellomycetes, Tremellales, Cryptococcaceae. The record is from RefSeq and is a predicted model, not a curated record.